UAUAACCUAUGCUCUUAAUUUACGCGCGAAGUUGUGGCGGACGUUAUUUAACCACAAUAUUCGUUGAGGAAGAGAAACUCCUAAAAAACUAAGAAACUGCGAUUUUUUGAGAACUGGGUCUACUAAAACUUGUAAGAAAUGGCGAAUAAAGUGGCGAGGGAUUAUAUCAAGGAUAAGGAGCAAAUGAAGUCCUUCUUCCUUGAAUUCGUGGCAAUGGAUGAUAAUACAGGAAAUAAAGUCUUCAAAUAUAGACAAAUGCUUACCAAGAUAGCACACAGAGAACAAAUUAGCUUUGAGAUUGAUUUGGAUGAUGUACAGUCGUUCGACGACGAAUUGGCCAUGUCUAUUGCUAAUAAUACAAGAAGAUAUACCAAUUUAGUCCUGAAUCUUGUUCAAGAGAUGCUGCCUGACUUCAAAGAAGGAGUUGUUUUACCUAAAGAUCCAUUGGAUGUAUAUACAGAGCAUCGAUUGUUACUGGAAGAGCGUAACAGAGCUCAGGGUAGGCCUCAAAAUACCGUCAAGAUUAAUUAUGCUCCCGAAUUGAUGCGUCGUUUUGAAGUCUACUUUAAAGAUUUCUCUGAUGCAAAGGCAUACUCAGUAAGAGACAUCAAGGCAGAUAAGAUUGGAAAAUUGGUGACAGUUAGAGGUAUUGUCACAAAAGCAACUGAGGUGAAGCCAAUGAUAGUUGUGGCGACGUAUACAUGUGAUGAAUGUGGUUCGGAAGUGAGCCAGCCGGUGCAUUCCUUGAGCUUCAUGCCAUUACGAACGUGCCCGAGCGAUGGAUGCCGCGUAAACAAAUCUGGCGGCAGAUUGUAUCUACAAACAAAGGGUUCAAAGUUCAUCAAAUUUCAAGAGUUAAAAUUGCAGGAACAUAGCGAGCAAGUUCCAGUUGGUCACAUACCGCGAUCGUUAACCAUCUUCUGUCGUGGCGAAACGACGAGAACGUGUUUGCCUGGAGACCACGUUAUUAUAACUGGUGUGUUUCUGCCAUUCCUGAAAACUGGUUUUAACGCUAGAACAGGACCUGCACUUUCCAGUGAAACUUAUUUGGAUGCACAUAAAAUGAUAUGCUUGAAUAAUGUGAAUACUGUAGAUGAUGGCAGUGCGGAAUUGACUGAAGAAGAACUGAGUUUACUGAUGCAAGAUGAUUUUUACAACAAGUUGGCUUGUUCCUUGGCCCCGGAAAUAUAUGGACUUGAAGAUGUGAAAAAGGCAUUGCUUCUGCUUCUCGUUGGGGGAACGGACAAAAAGAAAGGCGACAUUAAAAUUCGAGGUAACAUUAAUAUUUGCUUGAUGGGAGAUCCCGGUGUAGCAAAGUCGCAAUUAUUAUCUUACAUUACGCGAUUGGCCCCGAGAUCGCAGUACACUACCGGACGAGGAUCAUCCGGCGUAGGUUUGACCGCUGCCAUUAUGAAGGAUCCUUUAACGGGUCAAAUGGUAUUGGAGGGUGGAGCUUUGGUACUGGCAGAUCAAGGGGUUUGCUGCAUCGACGAGUUUGAUAAAAUGGCAGACGCGGAUAGAACGGCAAUCCACGAAGUGAUGGAGCAACAGACCAUAUCUAUUGCCAAAGCUGGCAUAAUGGCUCGUUUAAACGCGAGAGUUUCGAUAUUAGCUGCCGCUAAUCCGGCAUACGGCAGAUAUAACCCGCAGAGAUCGGUCGAGCAGAACAUUCAAUUGCCCGCCGCUUUACUGUCACGGUUUGACUUAUUAUGGCUUAUUCAAGAUCGCGCAGAUCGGAGCAAUGAUCUUAAACUCGCGCAACAUAUCACAUAUGUUCAUCAGCAUUGCUCGCAACCUCCGACAGAAACGGAAGCUAUAGAUAUGAAAUUGAUAAGGAAAUAUAUAAAACUUUGCAAAACGAAGGAACCUGCUGUAUCAGAAGAAUUAACAGAAUAUAUUGUAGAGUCUUAUGUAGAAAUGCGGAAAGAAGCACGUAACAGCCACGAUAAGACGUUUACUUCCGCUCGUAAUUUACUGGCUAUCCUUCGAUUGUCGACGGCAUUAGCACGAUUGCGGUUAUCGAAUGUAGUUGAUAAGGAGGAUAUAGCAGAAGCAAAUAGAUUAGUGGAGAUGUCCAAACAUUCGAUCAAUUACUCCGAACAACGCACCAAUAACGCGCAACAGAAUCCAACUAACAGGAUCUUCCAACUGAUACGAGAAUUGGCAGGCGAUAAAAAAACCGUCAAAGUAUCGGAUAUUCUGGAACGAUGUACGAGCAAAGGAUUUAAACCCGAUCCGGUGUACAAAUGCAUCGAGGAAUACGAAGCGUUGAAUGUGUGGCAGGUCAAUCAGACCAGAAGAUUAAUCACUUUUAUUUAAUUUUUAGUAUGAAGAUGACAAUAUCUGCAGAAACUAAUAUUUUUUAAUACUCAAAGACAUUCUGUAUUUUUUACAAUAAAGCAUUAACACUUUUUAUUUGAAUAUUAUGCAAUUGAAAGUGUUUUGUUCUAAAAAUAAGGAAGUUAAUUUGUUGAAUUUUAAUAAGAUUAAUAUAUUGGAUAACUACCAAGACGUUCAUAGUUCUAUAUGUCAAACUAGAAAUUUAAAAACCUUUUAGAAUUUUAUUUUUUGAAAUUUCUGAAAUAAUCCGAUUGUUCUUUACUGGUUUUUGAGACUCACAAGUUCCACAUAAAAAUU
Monomorium pharaonis (pharaoh ant) is the source of this 2637-nucleotide messenger RNA. It is a transcript of the gene Mcm7, whose product is annotated as DNA replication licensing factor Mcm7. Lineage: Eukaryota; Metazoa; Arthropoda; Insecta; Hymenoptera; Formicidae. The record is from RefSeq and is a predicted model, not a curated record. Gene Ontology annotation, biological process: DNA replication; DNA replication initiation; DNA strand elongation involved in DNA replication. Bases 139 to 2319 code for a protein of 726 amino acids. The transcript has 10 exons. Gene Ontology annotation, cellular component: nucleus; MCM complex. Gene Ontology annotation, molecular function: ATP binding; single-stranded DNA binding; single-stranded DNA helicase activity.